Messenger RNA from Macrosiphum euphorbiae (potato aphid), 294 nucleotides. NCBI's taxonomy places the organism in Eukaryota, Metazoa, Arthropoda, Insecta, Hemiptera, Aphididae. The record is from the annotation of a GenBank genome assembly.
AUGACUUUCAUGGGAAAUUAUCCAUCGAGUCCACCAAAAUGCAAAUUUGAGCCUGCAUUAUUCCACCCCAAUGUUACCAUCUCUGGUACCGUUUGCUUAUCACUUUUGGACGAAGGAAAAGAUUGGCAUCCAGAUAUUACUAUUAAGCAGUUAUUGUUUGGGAUACAACAACUUUUAAAUGAUCCAAACAUCAGCGAUCCUGCUAAUUAUGAAGCCUCUCGUAUUUAUUGUAAAAAUCGUGAAGAAUAUUACAGACGUGUCCGAGCACAAGCCAAAGCGAUGACCAGAAAAUAG